AUGUCCGAGUGUAAGGCCCCGCAAUGCACCCGACAGCCCUCCUUCAAUGCCGAGGGCAGCAAGACGGCGAUGUUUUGCAGGCAACAUGCCGAGGAGUCCAUGGUGGACGUAAGGAACAAGCGCUGCGCUCAAGCCGGAUGUACACGGCGAGCCACGUUCAACAAACAAGGCAACAAGAUGCCGAUGUUCUGCAGGCAACAUGCCGAGGAGUCCAUGGUGGACGUAUGGCACAAGCACUGCGCCCAAGCCGGAUGUACACGGCGAGCCACGUUCAACAAACAAGGCAACAAGAUGCCGAUGUUCUGCAGGCAACAUGCCGAGGAGUCCAUGGUGGACGUAUGGCACAAGCACUGCGCCCAAGCCGGAUGUACACGGCGAGCCACGUUCAACAAACAAGGCAACAAGAUGCCGAUGUUCUGCAGGCAACAUGCCGAGGAGUCCAUGGUGGACGUAUGGCACAAGCACUGCGCCCACGGUGAAGGGUGCACAAGUCGACCGAGUUGGGGGUACUGGGCGGACGUGACGGCUAGUGUAUGCGCGAAACACAAAGGCGACCUCACGGAAGGGUUCGCGAUCAACUUCAAUCGACAGUGCAAGGUAGCUGGUGUGAAGGGAUGCAUUGCAGUUGCGAGGUGGGGGGUGGACGGCGAGCACCCGACUCACUGCGACAAGCACGGUGCACCGCGGGCCGGCGAAGGCUUCGUCCGCGUCCCAUCAAGCGGUCGGAGGACUUCAGCUUCAUCUUCGUAUUCGAGCGCGGCCUCGGGCAGGAGCCGCUCCGCCCGGGGUGGCCGAACCGGAACCCGUGGCGGGGGUGGAAUCAAGAGGGCCCGCAAGGCGGUACCCCGGCGCCCUGUCGAGAGCUCGUCAGAGGAGGAGUCGAACGAAGACUUCGACGACGACGACAGCGAUGGCUCGGUGGGGGGCGCCAAUGAGGAGGAAGAAGACGAGGAUGAGGAGCAAGAGAAGGUCGAGAAACCGAAGAGGAAGAUCAUUUGGCUUUAG
This is a messenger RNA of Ectocarpus sp. CCAP 1310/34, 1005 nucleotides long. The record is from the annotation of a GenBank genome assembly. Lineage: Eukaryota; Phaeophyceae; Ectocarpales; Ectocarpaceae.